CAAAUAUAAAGAAGAAGAGAAUUGUAAAAUACGUAAAUCUUUUGUGCGAUAAACAAAAGACAAUUUUUUGCCUGUUGCUGUACUGCUUUUAUUGGCAUGGAAGGCAAACGAGAAAGAAAGUCCUCUUUGGCACCACUCUCGCCAUGUCCCAUUCCUGAUAUAACAGACGAUGAGCUGGUGACCAUCUCUGUGCGGGAUCUAAAUCGCACGUUGAAAAUGCGUGGACUUAACCGUGAUGAAAUUGUUCGUAUGAAACAAAGACGUCGUACGCUUAAAAAUCGUGGCUAUGCAGCUUCAUGUCGCAUCAAGCGAAUUGAGCAGAAGGAUGAGUUAGAGACCAAGAAAUCGUAUGAAUGGACUGAAUUAGAAACCAUGCAUGAGGACAACGAGCAAAUACGUCGAGAAGUGGGCAACUGGAAGAACAAAUACAAGGCGCUGCUACAAUUUGCUAUUCAAAAUGAUAUACCAAUACCAAGCGAGCUGGAAGGGUGCUAGAGAAGGAACCUUUUCAUUCCAAUUCAAAAUUUAAUCUAACACACCUGCAAUAAUAGUACAAUAGCUACAAUUUGAUUUUAACACUUUUUCUAUGUUUUGUAACGCAAUAUAAAAAGAAAUCUAAGCUCUACGACAAAUAAAACACCCUGUCCUAAAAUAUAAA
Molecule: messenger RNA, 658 nt
Organism: Scaptodrosophila lebanonensis
Lineage: Eukaryota; Metazoa; Arthropoda; Insecta; Diptera; Drosophilidae
Gene: maf-S
Product: transcription factor MafG
Exons: 2
Coding region: 97-495 (132 amino acids)
Biological process (GO): regulation of transcription by RNA polymerase II
Cellular component (GO): nucleus
Molecular function (GO): DNA-binding transcription factor activity, RNA polymerase II-specific; RNA polymerase II cis-regulatory region sequence-specific DNA binding
Source: RefSeq, a predicted model, not a curated record